Molecule: messenger RNA, 1599 nt
Organism: Choloepus didactylus (southern two-toed sloth)
Lineage: Eukaryota; Metazoa; Chordata; Mammalia; Pilosa; Megalonychidae
Gene: HSD11B1
Product: hydroxysteroid 11-beta dehydrogenase 1
Exons: 8
Coding region: 517-1395 (292 amino acids)
Biological process (GO): steroid catabolic process
Cellular component (GO): intracellular membrane-bounded organelle; endoplasmic reticulum membrane
Molecular function (GO): steroid binding; 11-beta-hydroxysteroid dehydrogenase (NADP+) activity
Source: RefSeq, a predicted model, not a curated record
CAGCUGGUUUCAGUCCCGAAUCAGGUCUUCUGACUCCUCCCAGAAGCCAACCAACUUCUGAACAGGAAAUCCUGGCCCUCCCCAAAGAGUGGGAAACUGCAGAGGAAGAGAGAGAUGAAACAGACAGAAAGGGAGAGGAGGAGGGAGAGAGAAAAGAAGCAAGCAGAAAAAGGAGAUAAAUAGAAGUAAAACUUGAUUGGAACCACAAGGAAAUGUCUCCGUCCUAACAGCAGUUUCCCAGGGAUUACAUUCUGUCUACCAGUCGUAUGUUGAUGCCUGGAGCCGUUAAAUCAAGUCUCGAAGCUAUCGUUAAAGCUGCCAGGGACGAAUGGGAUCCCACCCAAAGCCAAUCGCUGCUCUGACAGAGAAAUUGGCUAGCACUGCCUGAGACUACUCCAGCCUCCUUCAUCCCUGAUGUCACAUUUCAGAGGUUGCUGCCUGCCUAGGAGGUUGUGGAAAGCUCUGUAGGUUCUCUCUGUGUGUCCUACAGGGCUUCAGAGGCCAGAUCCCUGACUAAUGGCUUAUUUGAAAAAAUAUCUCCUCCCCAUUCUCGGGCUUUUCAUGGCCUACUACUUCUACUCUGCAAAUGAGGAAUUCAGACCAGAGAUGCUCCAAGGAAAGAAAGUGAUUGUCACAGGGGCCAGCAAGGGGAUCGGAGAGGCGAUGGCCUAUCAUCUGGCGAAGAUGGGAGCCCAUGUGGUGGUGACCGCGAGGUCAAAGGAAAAUUUGAAGAAGGUGGUAUCCCACUGCCUGGAGCUUGGAGCAGCCUCAGCACACUACAUUGCUGGCGCCAUGGAGGACAUGACCUUCACGGAACAAUUUGUUGUCAAAGCAGGGCAGCUCAUGGGAGGACUAGACAUGCUCAUUCUCAACCACGUCACCAACAGUUCUAUGAAUUUAUUUAAUAAUGAGAUCCACCACGUUCGCAAAAGCAUGGAGGUCAACUUCCUCAGUUACGUGGUCCUGAGCGUAGCCGCCUUGCCCAUGCUGAAGCAGAGCAAUGGAAGCAUUGUCGUGGUCUCCUCGAUAGCUGGGAAAAUAGCUAGCCCACUGAUUGCUCCCUAUGCUGCAAGCAAGUUUGCUCUGGAUGGAUUCUUUUCCUCCAUCAGGAAGGAAUAUUCAGUGACUAAGGUCAAUGUGUCAAUCACUCUCUGUGUCCUCGGCCUCAUAAAUACAGAAACAGCCAUGAAUGCAGUUUCUGGGGUCUUUGAGAGAGAAGCAGCUCCAAAGGAGGAAUGUGCCCUGGAGAUCAUCAAAGGGGGAGCCCUGCGCCAAGAGGAAAUUUAUUAUGGUAGCUCACUCUGGACCACUCUCCUGCUGGGAAAUCCAGGAAGAAAGCUUCUGGAACUUCUCUUCUUAAGGAAUUAUAAUAUAGACAAAUUUAUAAACAACUAGGAACUCCGUUAGGGCUAUGUACAGCCUGGGACUGUUCUGCCUGAUAUUUAUCUGACCUUCAUCCGUGAAGGAAUCUCCCAAGAGUGAUAAAUUGGAUGUACCCAGAGAGUUGCAAGUCACAGGUCACAUCUCACAAUUUCAAGGAGUUCCUCUAACAGUUAAACAGUGUAAAUAUAAUUAUAAUAAAUGAUAAAAACCACUGCA